Saxophila tyrrhenica is the source of this 1587-nucleotide messenger RNA. It is a transcript of the gene ILV1, whose product is annotated as threonine deaminase. Gene Ontology annotation, molecular function: threonine deaminase activity; L-serine ammonia-lyase activity; pyridoxal phosphate binding. Lineage: Eukaryota; Fungi; Ascomycota; Dothideomycetes; Mycosphaerellales; Extremaceae. Bases 1 to 1587 code for a protein of 528 amino acids. The transcript has 3 exons. Gene Ontology annotation, biological process: L-threonine catabolic process; L-serine catabolic process. The record is from RefSeq and is a predicted model, not a curated record.
AUGUCGGAGAACGGAGUGCUCAAUGGCACGCAUACUCCGGAGACCCCAAAGCCAGCCCAUGCAAGCCUUGCAUUGACCGAGUACACGAUUAACCCGUCACCGCCCAGUUCGACACCUCGAGAAAAGACUGAGCAUGCUGGUGUGCCAGCUGAUUACUUGCUGCCCACGGGCUAUCCCGAUUACCUCCGCCUAAUCCUAACCGCCAAAGUCUACGAUGUUGUUGAGACGACGCCGUUAACACAUGCAAUCAACUUGAGCAACCGAUUAGAAAGCAAUGUCUUGCUCAAGAGAGAAGACCUGCUGCCUGUCUUUUCAUUCAAGCUCCGGGGUGCCUACAACAAGAUGGCCCAUCUCACGCCUACUGAGAAGUGGAAAGGGGUCGUCGCAUGCUCAGCCGGCGGCAGCGUCGUGCUCCACGGACCGGACUUCGACGCUGCAAAGGCAGAAUGCAAUCGCUUGCAGCAACUGCACGGCCUGACUAACAUUCCACCUUUCGACGACCCAUACGUGAUCGCGGGCCAAGGCACGAUCGGCGCAGAGAUCCUUCGACAAGCAGACCUCAGCAAGCUCGAAGCCAUCUUCUGCUGUGUCGGCGGCGGCGGUCUGAUUUCAGGCGUCGGUGUCUACGUGAAGCGUAUUGCGCCUCAUGUGAAAAUCAUCGGUGUCGAGACCUACGACGCAAACGCCUUGGUUCAGUCGCUCAAGGCCGGCAAAAGGGUGACGCUCAAAGACGUCGGUCUUUUCGCUGAUGGCGCUGCCGUAAAGACCGUUGGCGAAGAGACGUUCCGCAUAUGUACGGAAGUUGUUGACGAGAUCAUUCAAGUCGAUACCGACGACAUCUGCGCCGCCAUCAAGGACGUUUUUGAGGACACGCGAUCAAUUCUCGAGCCCGCUGGAGCAUUAUCCCUAGCAGGCCUGAAGAAGUACGUUGCUGCCAGCCCAUCUCAGGACACCAAAAGGCAACUCGUCGCCAUCGCCUCCGGCGCCAACAUGAACUUCGACCGCUUACGCUUCGUCGCCGAGCGCGCCGCCAUCGGUGAGAAGAAGGAAGCCCUGCUCUCAGUCACCAUUCCCGAACAACCAGGAAGCUUCGCCAAGCUCGUGGGCAUGGUCAACCCGUUCAGCGUCACGGAGUUCUGCUAUCGAUACUCGAGCCCGCUUGAAGCGAACGUCUUGAUCGGCAUCAACUUCACCGCCUCAACGAGGGCGCGAGACUUGACUGCACUCAUCACACGAUUACACGAAGAUGGCAUGACAGCACGGGAUCUAAGCGGCGACGAGCUCGCCAAAUCGCACAUCCGAUACCUGGUCGGUGGCCGCAGCAACGCCGAAGACGAACGUCUCUUCUCGUUCGAGUUCCCAGAGAGGGGAGGAGCGUUGUACAAGUUCUUGACGCUGCUGCAGCCGGGCUUCAACAUCAGCUUGUUCCAUUACCGGAACUACGGUGGCGAUGUCGGAAAAGUGCUUGCUGGGAUCCAAUGCCCGCCUGGCGAGGAGGAGGGUUUGCAGCAGUUCUUGACCAACAUUGGAUAUAGGUACUCUGAGGAGACGGAGAAUCCUACUUACCAGAUGUUUAUGCGGGAGUAA